UCUCCCAAUCCCGCAGCACUUGCUCCUCCUGCCUGCGGUCACAUCUUGUUGCCAGAAAUUCAGUGACAGUGGAUUUUUUUUCCCGUUAUUCAUGCUCUGCGUCAUUUCCUUCAUUUAAUCACUUUUAUUUUGCAAGACAUCUCAUCGAGGCGCCGGUCCAGUGUUGCUGCAGUUUUAUAUCCUUGCUCGCAGCCCGUUUGGAGUCGCUUUUGGAUGUUUUAUUAUGGACGGUUAGAGAGCACUGAUCCGUCAGCCGGCGUUAAGACCUCUCAGCUUUAAGGAUAAGAUUCUUAUUUAGAAACAGUUAUAUAAUCGGGUAAAAAUACUGGCAUUCUGAGCGCACGUAUUCCCGGUACGUUUAGCAGCUUAUUAUUUAUUGUAUUCGGUUGUGGCAAGACAAUUCCCGUCCGUGUUGAUGCCAGAUCUGCAGCGCUUUAGUUUUCCAUACCAUAGCAUGAAUCCUUUGUUGGGGGCCAACGCGCAUCUCCAACAGCAUCCGCAGCAGAGUCAAUCUCCCGGACACCCGGACUCUCCUUCAGGCCUCCUGUCCGACACCGUUUUCGGUGGACCCGACCCGACCUCCUUUUUGCUGGGUGAGCAGUCCGGGCCGGGGCCUGAUCCGCCGUGGCCUGACUUCACCGCACCCUCACAGACGUCACUUUACCUCCCCCACAACCACAGCCACUACCACCAUCGUGUCGUUUCGCACCCCCCUGCUGCCAUGGCGCUUAGAAACGACUUGGGAUCCAACAUCAGCGUCCUCAAAACUCUCAAUCUGAGGUUCAGAUGCUUUUUAGCAAAAGUGCAUGAAUUAGAGCGUAGAAAUAAGAUUUUAGAGAAACAACUGCAGCAGGCGCUGGAUGCCAACAAAGGCUGUCAAGGUGGAUGCAGUGAGAGCAGGGGACAUACCCAGGAGGCAGGUGUACAGACUGGAUUUGUCGGGACCAUACCUCUCAGGCCCGGCUCCCUCCCCUUCCACAACACCAACAACUCAGCCAGGAGGCCUACAACACUGUUCACACCUCCCCACGCUACAGCCCUCCCGACUGCAGCCGCCGGAAACUUCAGUUCAACCCAAACAAAUGCCACUUGUAACCCAGCCAUCACCAUCAGCCAGGCCUCCCCCUGUGUGGACUCCCCUAGCUCUGGUUAUAAAACUUUCUCCAACACCAGUGCAGGUCUUGGGAGCUCCACCAACCCUCCUCCACGGUUUCUCCCGGGCACCAUCUGGUCCUACAACCACACACGCAAGUUUGGCGGUGUGGAGCGUCUGACCAGCCCAGGAUCGUCCUGGGUGCACCCUGACGGAGUCGGGGUCCAGAUUGACACCAUCACCCCUGAGAUAAGAGCCCUGUAUAACGUCCUGGCCAAAGUGAAGAGGGAGAGAGACGAGUAUAAGCGCAGAUGGGAAGAAGAAUACACUAUGAGGGUGGAUCUGCAACAGAAAAAUGCAGACCUAGAAGAGGACCUGCAAGAGAGUGAAGGCUGUCAGGACGAGCUGGCUGUCAGAGUUCAGCAGAUGAAGGCAGAGCUGGUUAUCUUCAAAGGCCUCAUGAGCAAUAACUUGUCAGAGUUGGACAGUAAGAUCCAGGAGAAAGCCAUGAAGGUGGACAUGGACAUCUGCCGCAGGAUCGACAUCACCGCUCGUCUCUGUGACGUAGCUCAGCAGAGGAACUGUGAAGAUGUGAUCCAGAUGUACCAGGUUCCUAACAUCCAAUCGUCCCUAAACGUCCGCCGGAAACAAACUCCUCUGUCUUUCAACGGUAGCGAGUGUGACGAACCUGUCAGCACCUCUGAAAGUGAUGGGGGAGUGGUCAAAGAUGAAGAGCACUGUGGCUCAUCAGCCAAUCAGAUCAAUGAGGAGAUGCAGAGGAUGCUGAACCAACUACGUGAAUGUGAGUUUGAGGAUGAUUGCGACAGCCUGGCCUGGGAGGAGACUGAAGAGACACUGCUGCUCUGGGAGGACUUCCCAGGAUGCACUCUGCCUCCUGACCCCACCCACCCACCAGGAGAGGAUGACUGUCUGGAAAAGGUGAUUAAUGACACAGAAUGUCUUUUCAAGUCCCGAGAGAAGGAAUACCAAGAGACAAUUGACCAGAUUGAGGUGGAUCUGGCCACAGCAAAGAGUGACAUGAACCGACACCUCCACGAGUACAUGGAGAUGUGUUCGAUGAAGAGAGGCCUAGAUGUUCAGAUGGAGACCUGCAGGAGACUCAUCACACAGAGUAGAGACAGUAACUCUGAUGCGUCUGCGUCCACUGAGGAUGGCGACCAGAGAGAAAGCGACAAGUCCUUAUCAUCGCCGCCUUCUUCCUCGUGCGCUAGAAGAUCUUGACACUUCCUCACUCCGGCAGCAACGGGGGCUGUGCUCACGUGACCUCCACCGCUUCCAGCUACAGUACCACACCGACGCAAUACACACCUGUAACUAUGGCACAUGAACCUCUUCAUUUACGGAGUAGUUUUGUUAAUUCUUCCUGCUGUCCACGCAAGUCAGCUUUGGUCUGAGGAGACUUUUUAGCGCUGAGACUGUGAUUGAGUAUCUGGAUUUCUGUCCUUACUACUUCAUACAGAUGUCACUGACGUCCCGCAGAGAGGAGAGGUCUUCUUACAGUAGGACCUUGUCAUCUUGUGUUUGACCGCAGUAGUUAGGAAAGUGAAUCUUUAUUAUGGAGUGUCCUGUGCAGAUUCAAAAAGUUGAGGAUCCUAAAUGUAUUGUAAGUAAACGGGCUGAUGUCCUUGCAGUGCAGUGCAGUAUGCUACUGGAAAACACAGCAGGACUUAUUCACUCCAAACACAGUAAAAAACACUUGAUAACCUGGGCAUCUGAAGCUAAUCGAUCAAAUGCAUGUUGUAAGGUCACUGGGGUCUUGUAAAGUUCACUCCACACAUAGUUACAGGCCUGUUAUUAUAAAACUAUCACUAAACAAUCACACUAAGGGGAUAGUUUGUGUCUUGAAGUAACAAAGGUUGUCCUGGAGUGUAUUUCUGAGUUUGAUUGGUCAGUUUUAUAUUGAUAAUGAUGAGCUUACGUCUUUAAAGUCUAAUAAGCAUUUUGCUGCCUUACAGCUGCAGAUUCAAAGCUUGCUUUCUAUCGGUGUAGUAACUAAUUAAACCACAGGCAACGCAAACCUUAUUUCAUAAAUAAAUCAAAACAUCUCUGCUAUAUUUAGCGAAACAUAAAGUGGAAAAAUGAUUAAGGAAACAACCAAAGCAUUAGCUGUGGAGCUGCAGAGUCGUGUCUCUGAACAUCAACAUGCCUCCUCCCUCUUGCCAAUGUGAAUUGGGUACGAUCCUGAAAACAGUAAAUAGAAAGUUUUGGUUGUCUGUCAUAAUUUCAGUCCGUUGUUUAUCUGCUGUGAAUUACCCGAAUCCAAACUGGAUUCUAUGUAAGAAAUCCGCUGUAAAGAAAUGUUACCAUGUUAUUUAUUGCUGAUGUGCUUUGGACUUCGUGGCUCACCUAAAGGUGACAUUUUUAUUAUUAUUAGCCACCAGCAUCAAUGUCAGCCGGAAUUGUUGAAAAUGAAUUUGGAAAAUAUCAAAGUAGAGCACCGACAAGAUCAUUUACAACAUUUCAUAACAACAACAAAAAAACAACAUCUGAAAUACAUUGAACAUCACAGAUAUAUCUGUUAAUGGUGCUUCAUAGCAAACCCAAAGUUCCAGGUGAAAGCAGAGAUGGAUGUAAUCAGUGUCCAAGGGAAGCAUGUUUGUUUUUAGUUUUAAAUGCACCCUCUUUAAGAUGAUCUAGAGUCAGUGUUGGGUCUUCAUUCUGCUCUCUGGCAAUAAUCACACGGUGUGACAAAGUGCACUGUAGCUGUUACUAAUUAGUUUUAGUUUCAGCAGUAUUGUCUAAAAUUAGAGUCGGGUCCUGGAUCGUUUGAGCAGAGCUGCAUGGUUGAAUCACUUAAAAAGGAGAACAAAAGAAAGUCACAAAAUAGAGUAAGUUAGCCAUUUAUUGCCAAAAUAAAAUGGCCAGAUUGUGAAUCAACAGAAAGUUGCUGUAAAAAAUAAAUAAAAUAAAAAUGUAACAUAGCUGCCGAAGCUAUUUCACCAAGGUGCUUGAUGUAUAUAACUAAACCUAUUUUUCAGCCUGUUUGCACAUAGAAAGGAAGAGCAGAGCAAAAAUGUACAUGAAACAAUCAGCACUAUUACUUGUAAAACAUGUAACAUAAAGAUGUCGACACGCUGGAAAUAGAAAACUAUAUUUCUUCUAUUAUGUUUACUCAUCUUCUACAACUAGAACUAGAAUAAUGAAUUUAACACGAACACAUACCUCAUUUCCUUUAUGUUUUCCUGGGUACAUUUAACCAUGAACUUUUUACUCAGACACACUGCUACAGUGAAACAUAUAUUAGCAUACUGCUGGAAAUCAUCACUGUCGGGGAAACGCCCCCCAAACCAUCACUGCUCUUUCAUCAGACACUGUUGUCUAAAUAUAGUCCUGGCUGUAGUUUCUUCUGUGUGGUUGUACCGGUUGAUACAUUUCUUCUGCUUCCACUGCGAGUCACACUUCCAACACUUUGUUUCAAUAAUAAAGACGGUAAGAGGACAGAAUUUAAUCUUGUAUAAACUCAUGCAUGUGUGGCUGAUGGAUUCAGCUGAGUGCUGAUCGCACUCUUUCCACUACUGUUUGAAUACAGAAGGAGGAUGCCAGAGAUAAAUUGUGUGAGACAUAAAACACGUCAUUUCCCUUUUUGUAUAGUUUUACUUUCAUGCACUGAGUGGGUCUCUAUGUAUGCAUGUGCCAGUGUGUCUGUAUAGUGAGUGUUUUUAAAAAGACUUUUACUGGAGCAAAUGUACAACAUGAAGAAGAACGAAACAAUAGUCCAAUCUGACAUUGUCUCUCUGUUUAGCAUUUGAGACUGAGCUGUCUUUCUGACAAUAAUCACCUCAAAAAUUUAAAAUAGCUAAAUCAAAUGACAAUGGAGGUUGUUUUCUUUCCAUUGAUACUUUUCUCUUUAUGAGUGUACGUGGUUGCCAAAUAAAGUCAAUUUAAAAAUAACUUGCGUUAAAAAAAACAACACUGAAAAGAAAUGCAAAUGCUUCAGUGAAAUGACUGUACGAUGACUUUGAUAUUAUAUGUGUAAAGGAGCUAUAGCUUUGAAUAUAUACUUGUGUUCAAAGACUGCAAAGGAAGAAUGUCCACUGUCACACACAUGGAAAGAAAUUUGAAUUGAGAUAAAUUAUCGGAUUGCCCAAUUUAGUUUUUCAGUGGAAAAGAUGGCGGUCAAUGACAAGAUAUGGCGUUUUUUUUUGUUACUUUAUUGUUGUCACAGAGAAGACAAAAUAAUUGGAUUCGAUUUGUGUCGCAAAACAAUUUGAUGAUAAUCCUGAGUAUUGAUCAAGUUCUCCAGAUGUGUGACGAUGCAGCUUUAAACAUCAAGACAGUAAUUUAGGCUAAAAGAAGCUUCACUGCAGAGCUAUGUAACGUGUCAAGAGAGACUGAAAGAAUAAAACAUGCAACUGAGCACCAA
Messenger RNA from Anarrhichthys ocellatus (wolf-eel), 5477 nucleotides. RefSeq names its product intermediate filament family orphan 1b (gene iffo1b). NCBI's taxonomy places the organism in Eukaryota, Metazoa, Chordata, Actinopteri, Perciformes, Anarhichadidae. The record is from RefSeq and is a predicted model, not a curated record. Bases 416 to 2335 code for a protein of 639 amino acids. The transcript is spliced from 9 exons.